GGAAAAAGAAGAAGAAGGAAAGUUUUGAAAUGAAUUAAACUUGGCAGUUGGCAAGCGACACAAACAAUUCGGUGGACUGAAAAAAGCGAAAAUACAAAAAUAAAAGAAAAGGGUAUGCUUUUCAGCUUUUCUCGUUAGGUAACCUACCGACUAUCUCUCCGGCUCACCGGCGUUCUGAACAGAAAUAUCAGAAUCUUCCGGCCACUUCGGCACAGGAAUCCUGAUAGCUUUUUGCAUUUUGGAAGCGUAGAUAAGAUGUGCCUUCAAAAUUCCUGUGUCCAUUUGUCGGUAGAAGAGGCAACUGCAGCCGAAGAGAGUCUCUUAACAUAUUGCAAGCCUGUUGAGCUGUACAAUAUUCUUCGCUGCCGUGCUUUACACAAUCCUUCAUUUCUUCGAAGAUGUUUGCAUUACAAAAUACAAUCCAGGCGUAAAAGGAGGUUGAAGGCUGGAAUUGUAAUUUUCAACUAUAAGGACUGCACCAACAUGCUACGGAAGACUGAAGUUUAUCCUAGUAUGUAUGGAUGCCUUGAGAAAUCAAAAGAAACUGAUAUUAAAGUGACUGUAACUGAGGACUUCUCUUGUCCAUUUUGCUUGAUGGAAUGUGCAAGCUUUAAGGGUCUGCGGUAUCAUUUGUGUUCUUCACAUGACCUAUUCAACUUUGAGUUCUGGGUAACUGAAGAAUAUCACGCAGUGAAUGUCUCUGUGAAGAUUGAUAUAUUGGGAUCUGAGACUGUAGCUGCUGGGGUGGAGCCAAAAUUGCAAACAUUCUUGUUUUGCUCACGGCCACGAAAGCUUAGGCGAAAGGACCUUGAUGAAAAUGAAAAGCGUGUUAAUAUACUGUUCCUCGAGAUGGACUCACCUAGACCAGCCGGGGAAGGCAUACGCAAGGGAUUUUUGGAGAAGGAUGAUGAUGUUCAAUCCAGUAAAGGUGAGAAGGUUUCCAAGUCAUUCCCCAGUGAAAAAGAAAUGCUGAAUGGAAGGGUUGGAGGAAACUAUGGUCCUGAUUAUCCUGGUGCCACUGGGUGCAUAGAGCGCGUUGCGUCCAGUUCUAAUGUUCCUGGUGUUUCAAUUGCCAUGGCUCAAUCUUCUGGGGACCCUGAAUGUGUUAAAUCGCUAUCUGGAAGUGAUCCUACAGUGCCUGCUAAAGCAAGGAAAUUAAGCAUGGAGCGGUCAGACCCUAGAAACCGUGCACUCCUGCAGAAGCGACAGUUUUUUCACUCUCACAGAGUUCAGCCUAUGGCAUUAGAUCAAGUGCUUUCGGACCGGGAUAGUGAAGAUGAAGUUGAUGAUGACAUUGCAGAUCUUGAAGAUCGAAGGAUGCUUGAUGAUUUUGUGGAUGUUACCAAAGAUGAAAAGAAGCUUAUGCAUCUUUGGAACUCAUUUGUGAGAAAGCAAAGGGUGCUGGCUGAUGGUCAUGUUCCCUGGGCUUGUGAGGCAUUCUCAAAGCUUCAUAGACAAGAGCUCACCUCAUCUCCAGCUCUCUUUUGGUGUUGGAGGUUAUUUAUGAUCAAACUUUGGAAUCAUGGUCUUCUUGAUGCCUGCACAAUGAACAACUGUAGUUUAAUUCUUGAAAAAUGCCGAGAUGAGGGAUCGGAUGCUAUGAAAAAGUAAAGAGGAGAUGAUUAACUUCUUCAACUUUAAAGAGAAUGAAGAUUAUAGGGUGAAUGUUACACUUUUGCUCUGUUUUUUUCCCCCCCACUAUUCUUGCUUAUAUGUCAAUCAUUAUUAGACCAUAAACGGAAUUCUUAUUCUUUCACGCACAGAAGGGGGGGGAACUGGGGGCUUUCCUCCAAGUGCUGUAUUCUUAUUGAACAAAGCCUCCCUUUGUUUAAAUUUGUCGAGGAAAGAAGUUUAGACUUCUAAGAAGAAUUUGUUGUACAAAGUGUUUUCCUGAAUUUUAUUUUUUUUUUUUAUUUUUUUUUC
This is a messenger RNA of Alnus glutinosa, 1923 nucleotides long. RefSeq names its product polycomb group protein EMBRYONIC FLOWER 2-like. The transcript has 16 exons. NCBI's taxonomy places the organism in Eukaryota, Viridiplantae, Streptophyta, Magnoliopsida, Fagales, Betulaceae. Gene Ontology annotation, molecular function: chromatin DNA binding. The coding region runs from base 256 to 1611 and encodes 451 amino acids. The record is from RefSeq and is a predicted model, not a curated record. Gene Ontology annotation, cellular component: nucleus.